This is a messenger RNA of Protopolystoma xenopodis, 360 nucleotides long. NCBI's taxonomy places the organism in Eukaryota, Metazoa, Platyhelminthes, Monogenea, Polystomatidea, Polystomatidae. The record is from the annotation of a GenBank genome assembly.
AUGACAGAGUCUCACCAACCUGCUAGUGUUAUCGACACUAAAUAUGGUGGUGCUGAGGGUGCCGACGCAAUGUACGUUAAGCUGGUGUCUCAGGAUGAUCACGAAUUUUAUGUAAAAAGAGAAUAUGCGUUGACUAGUGGUACUAUUAAGGCUAUGCUUUCAGGCCCAGGUCAGUUCAGGGAGAACGAAACCAACGAGGUCCACUUCAGAGAGAUCCCUUCACACGUCCUACAGAAGGUCUGCAGCUACUUCGUCUACAAGGUCAGAUAUACGAACAGCACCAGCGAGAUACCCGAGUUCCCCAUUCCUCCUGAAAUCUGUCUUGAACUGCUCAUGGCGGCCAAUUUUCUCGACUGCUGA